Molecule: messenger RNA, 2294 nt
Organism: Acanthopagrus latus (yellowfin seabream)
Lineage: Eukaryota; Metazoa; Chordata; Actinopteri; Spariformes; Sparidae
Gene: hsd17b12a
Product: hydroxysteroid (17-beta) dehydrogenase 12a
Exons: 11
Coding region: 1-993 (330 amino acids)
Cellular component (GO): endoplasmic reticulum
Molecular function (GO): oxidoreductase activity
Source: RefSeq, a predicted model, not a curated record
AUGAACUGGAUGAACGUGGAGGAGACGCUCCGCAGGGCCGAGACGCCUCUCUUCUGGGUCGGUGCGUUCACCGUGGCCUCCCUGGCGCUGUGGCUGCUCUACAGGCUGCUCUCAGGCUUUAGGAUCUGGGUCUUGGGGAACGGGCAGCUGCUCACCCCGAAGCUGGGCAAAUGGGCAGUUGUGACGGGAGCCACAGAUGGAAUCGGGAAAUCCUAUGCGGAGGAGCUGGCUCGCCGAGGAUUUGCCAUGAUGUUGAUCAGUCGCUCCCAGGACAAGCUGGAUGACGUGGCCAGGUCACUUGAGGACCAGUUUAAAGUGGAGACCAGGACCAUUGCGGUUGACUACGGCAGGUCAGACAUCUACCCCAAGAUCGCGGUGGGGCUGGCUGGUUUGGAGAUAGGUGUUCUUGUUAACAAUGUUGGUGUGUCCUACCCCUAUCCUGAGUACUUCCUCCACAUUCCUGAUCUGGACAACUUCAUCACAAAUAUGAUCAACGUCAACAUAACCUCAGUGUGCCAGAUGACCCGCCUGGUGCUGCCCAGAAUGUCUGAGAGGUCCAAAGGCGUCAUCCUCAACAUCUCCUCUGCCAGUGGCAUGUACCCUGUCCCUCUGCUUACAGUCUAUUCUUCCUCAAAGGCCUUUGUGGAUUUCUUCUCUCGUGGCCUGCAGGAGGAGUACAAGCGUAAGGGGAUCAUCAUUCAGAGCGUGCUGCCCUUCUUUGUGGCCACUAAGAUGACUCGGAUCAGGAAGCCCACCCUGGACAAGCCCACCCCUGAGCGCUAUGUGGCUGCUGAACUCAAGACUGUGGGUCUGCAGACCCAGACCAAUGGAUAUUUCCCACAUGCCGUCAUGGGUUGGCUGACCACCAAGCUGGUGCCAAGCUACCUCGUCAACUUCUUCGGAGCCAGAAUGAACCGUCUGCAGCGUACCGGAUACCUGCGCAGGAGGAAGCUGCGAGAGCAGAAGAAUGGAAAUAGUUUGAAGACAGAAUAAAAGUACUGCUGAUGAAUCUUCAGGCAGCCUUUCUGUUCUGACCCGGUGCAGCAUUUGAGGAAAAGGGAGUGUUUGUUUGUAUCUGUGCAGUUGUUCCUCCAGGGUUGUCUGUGAUUUCACUGUUGUGCCUUCAGUAAAAGUGUGCAUCAAAGCAUGUGUGACCGGUUGAAAAUAGCAACUGUGCCCUGAUGUGAUUUUGUCUGGAGAGAAAUAGUCAAAGAAGGCAUGAGCUGAAAAAGUAAUGAAAUGUUGCUCUUGGCAAAGAACAUUAAUACUUUUUGUCACAGACACUGAUGGUGGAAAUAUUAUAUAGCCAAAAAAAAAAGGUAAUUUGUUAACCCUGCUGUUGUAAGCAGCGGAUAACGGUGGUGGGCAUCUUUUUUUAUAAAUAUAUAUUUGUAUAAUUAUUUAUUUUAUAUUCCAAAGAACACAUGAGCCAAACUCGGACUUUUGCCAAACUUCAAGUCGUUUUUUCAAUAACUUUCGCCAUUUUAACAAUGGCAGUCUCUGCUUCCUGUCAUGUCAAUUUAGUUGCGUUAGUGAACAGUUAUCAUCAUGCGUUGGCUCCUUCUUUUUUCCCAUAUAAUAUUUCGUGUUUACUGUACAUUUAAAAUGAUACUUUGUGGUGGGUUGUUGUUGCACCAGUGUAUCAGUGGUUUUGUAAACCAACGUUUUUGUUUUUUGUAGUUUUCAUCCACUGUCGCAUUAAACACAAGUGCCUUUCUAUUGACAUGAAUGCUGAAAAUAGUCAGACUCACUGAGCAGGUAUUGGGUGGUUAAAAUGUAUUGAGAUGGGAUGUAAAUCAACCAGUGCAAUGUCCAUGUGAACAACACAGUUGCUUUGUCUGUUAGCAAAAAUGUAAACUUUUCAUCGGCAAAGAAAACCUCUUGCCCUUCUCAAAUCCAGUGUGUGUGUUUUUGUUUUUUUUGUUUUUUUUUUUUUUUUUUUAAAAAAGGGUUUCACAGGAAUGGAGAUUUUUUUUUUUUUCUUUUUCUUCUUCUUUACAUGAUUAGCGGUGCUUUCACAUUUACCGACAGACUGUUUCAUUGUACCAAAUGUUUGCUGCAAAACAAGAGAACUUUUCCUCUUUACGCAGUUUGUGCACAAUCGAAUUACCCCCAUGCCACUUGGUCUGACCUGUGCCUCAGCUAAACUGCCUUGUGAAUGCUUUUUCUCUGUAAUGUCUUUUAAUAUGCUUGGAAAUUAAAAAUGGAAAUUCUACAUGUAAAUGCACUGUUUACAUUUAUUUUGCUGUAAACUUGUUUUAUACAGUUUCUUAAAAGCUCUGCUAUACAGUAAA